Molecule: messenger RNA, 2908 nt
Organism: Oryza brachyantha (malo sina)
Lineage: Eukaryota; Viridiplantae; Streptophyta; Magnoliopsida; Poales; Poaceae
Product: pentatricopeptide repeat-containing protein At4g39530
Exons: 2
Coding region: 146-2617 (823 amino acids)
Biological process (GO): RNA modification
Molecular function (GO): protein binding; RNA binding
Source: RefSeq, a predicted model, not a curated record
AACAACUGGCCGGGUCAAACCAAAACCCUCGUCGUCAAGCUGCCCGCGCCUCUGCUGCGCCUGCGCCACCGUUCGUCGACGUCGUCCUCCCCGGCUGCGCGCCUGCGCCGCCGGCCGCCUUCGUACGUCGAGGAGAUGGUGGAGCAUGUCGUUCCUGAAGCCUCUGUUCCGCGCGCCUUCCUCCCUCUCCACUCGCAUCCACAGCCACAGCUUAGCUCAGGUUCUACUCUCAUGCCUCGCCGGCGGCGACCGUCCCCCUCGUGUAGUCCCGGCCAUCCAUGCCCGCGCCACCGUCGCAGGAUGUCUCGACGACCUCUUCCUUGCCAACCUGCUUCUACGUGGCUAUUCCAAGCUUGGCCACCUCCACGACGCUCGCCACCUGUUCGACCGAAUGCACCACCGGAACCUUGUCUCGUGGGGCUCAGCCAUCUCCAUGUACACACAGCACGGGGGUGAUGGUUGUGCAGUUUCCCUCUUCGCAGCCUUCUGGAAGGCCUCUUGCGAGGUGCCCAAUGAAUUCUUGCUUGCCAGUGUCCUACGUGCGUGCACACAGUCUAAGGCUGUUUUGUUUGGUGAGCAAGUGCAUGGCAUUGGUGUCAAGUUGAACCUGGAUGCUAAUGUCUAUGUUGGGACUGCACUCAUCAACUUUUAUGCAAAGCUUGGCCGCAUGGAUGAGGCAAUGUUGAUGUUUCAUGCACUCCCUGUGAAAAGCCCAGUAACUUGGAACACGGUGAUCACAGGGUACGUUCAGAUUGGGUGUGGUGGAGUAGCCCUGGAGCUGUUUGACAUGAUGGGGAUUGAGGGUGUCCGUUCUGAUAGGUUUGUACUAGCAAGUGCUGUCAGUGCUUGCUCUGCACUUGGCUUUCUAGAGGGUGGCAGGCAAAUACAUGGUUAUGCAUAUCGAAUUGCUGCAGAGACGGAUACAUCAGUCACUAAUGUGUUGAUUGAUCUGUAUUGCAAGUGCUCCAGACUGUCACUAGCUCGCAAGCUGUUUAAUUGCAUGGAGUACCGUAAUCUUGUGUCUUGGACAACUAUGAUUGCUGGUUAUAUGCAGAAUUCUUUUGACGCUGAAGCCAUAACCAUGUCCUGGAAUAUGAGUCAGGGUGGCUGGCAGCCAGAUGGUUUUGCCUGUACGAGUAUCUUGAACUCAUGUGGAUCUUUGGCAGCAAUAUGGCAAGGAAAGCAGGUACAUGCACAUGCAAUAAAGGCUGGUCUAGAGUCUGAUGAGUAUGUCAAGAAUGCGCUCAUUGACAUGUAUGCUAAAUGUGAGCAUCUAACUGAAGCAAGAGCAGUAUUUGAUGCCUUGGCAGAAGAUGAUGUAAUUUCAUUCAACGCUAUGAUUGAAGGAUAUGCAAAGCAUGGUUAUCUUGCAGAAGCAAUGAACAUAUUCCGUAGAAUGAGACAUUGCUCAGUAAGGCCAAAUCUGUUGACGUUUGUUUCACUCCUUGGGUUGUCAUCAUCUCAGUUAGCCAUUGAACUGAGCAAGCAGAUUCAUGGUCUUGUCAUCAAAUCGGGAACUUCAUUGGACCUUUUUGCUGCAAGUGCUCUAAUUGAUGUGUAUUCAAAGUGUUCCCUUGUGAAUGAUGCCAAGGCUGUAUUCAAUAUGUUGCACUACAGGGACAUGGUCAUCUGGAAUUCUAUGAUUUUUGGCCAUGCACAUAAUGAGCAAGGGGAAGAAGCCGUAAAACUCUUCAACCAGCUCCUUUUAUCGGGUAUGGCACCUAAUGAGUUCACAUUUGUGGCAUUGGUAACUGUGGCAAGUACGCUAGCAAGCAUGUUCUAUGGCCAGCAGUUUCAUGCCAGAAUCAUCAAAGCAGGUGUUGACAAUGAUCCACAUGUUUCAAAUGCUCUUAUUGACAUGUAUGCAAAGUGUGGCUUCAUUAAGGAGGGGCGGAUGUUGUUUGAAUCAACAUGUGGGAAGGAUGUCAUUUGCUGGAACUCAAUGAUUUCAACUUAUGCACAACAUGGUCAUGCAGAAGAAGCUCUUCAGGUUUUCCGGCUGAUGCGAGAAGCUGGGGUAGAACCAAACUAUGUGACCUUUGUCGGUGUGCUAUCAGCAUGUGCACAUGGAGGUCUUGUGGAUGAAGGAUUACUCCAUUUUAACUCUAUGAAAUCAAAUUAUGAUAUGGAACCAGGCCUUGAGCACUAUGCUUCUAUAGUUAAUCUAUUUGGUCGUUCUGGGAAACUGCAUGCUGCCAAGGAGUUUAUUGAAAGGAUGCCAAUCAAGCCAGCUGCAGCUGUUUGGAGAAGUUUGCUGAGUGCCUGCCAUCUUUUUGGCAAUGCUGAAAUUGGGAAGUAUGCCACUGAAAUGGCACUCUUGGCAGAUCCAACAGAUAGUGGCCCUUAUGUUUUAUUGUCAAAUAUUUAUGCCUCUAAAGGACUGUGGGCUCAUGUGCACAACUUAAGACAGCAAAUGGAUAGUGCUGGCACAGUGAAGGAAACAGGAUAUAGUUGGAUUGAAGUGACAAAGGAAGUUCACACGUUCAUUGCGAGAGGGAGAGAACACCCAGAGGCAGAACUGAUAUAUUCAGUACUGGAUGAGCUGACGAGUCUAAUUAAAAGUUUGGGUUAUGUCCCUGAUACUUCUGGCCACUCUUUGUUAUGUGAGACUUGUUAAUCUGUUCUUUGAGAAGGAUCUGCAAGGUUUGGUAUAUCUGUAAUUAUUUUGUUCUAACUACAUUUCGUUUAUGUAGUCAAAAUCUUGCAAGAACAUUUUUUAUCAGUUUAUCUUUAUUCUGUUACCAGUCCAAUUCUUUGGUUACUAUCACAUAAUUAUCAUUGAUACCUCAAGCAUUCCAACUGUGUCCCUGAUAGUGGACAGCAACGAUGGUUCUUCAGAUCCACUUUCAUCAUUGUCUUACCUUUAACUUGUCUGUGCUGCACAGUAUAUGUCAUCGAGCAAAACUUU